AUGCCCCUUGAGCACUCUUCCUCAGGCCGGACCUACAUCCUCCAUCCCAAUGGCCAAAAGUCCCACUACAUCCUCAACGACUUCACCGACCCCUGGAAGCCCCACGAAACAAUAUUUAUUCAACAUGGAUUCGGCCGCCAUUCCGCAUUCUGGUACCACUGGAUCCCAGCGCUAUCCCGCCACUACCGCGUUGUAAGGCGAGAUUUGCGAGGACACGGGUACUCUAGUUAUCCUGGCCAAAAGCAAAGAGGGGACUACGAAUACAACAUCGAUACGAUUGUCGGGGAGAUAAUAGAUACGCUAGAUCAACUUGGAUUGCAAAAAGUGCAUUUUCUGGGAGAAUCAACGUCGGGGAUGCUAGGUGAGAUACUCGCAGCAAGGCAUCCAGAGCGGCUGCUUAGUCUGACUGUAUGCUCGUCACCUACGCAUUUGCCGCCGCCAGCGCUGCAGAUGUUUGCUUUCGGCUACAAAGAUUGGCCUACUGCGUGCCGGCAGCUGGGGGCGCGCGGGUGGACGGAGGCGCUGGCCCAGGUACCGGGCACGAUUCCCAUUUCAGAGAGUGGGUAUUUGCCGUGGUACUUGGGGCAAGUGGAGGUUAGCGAUGGUGAAGGGCUGGCGCAGUAUGCGGAGUUUUUGUCUACGCUGGAUGUGAGGCCGUGGCUAGAGAAGAUCAAAGUACCGACACUGAUAUUGAGUCCGACACAGAGUGCGGCUGUCAAGGUUGAAGAUAUGGAGGCUCUCAGAGAUACAAUUCCGGGAAGCCAAUUGAUACCGAUGGAUGGACCCGGGCACGAAAUCUAUGUUACACUAGCAGAAAAAUGUCAGCAAGCAUUUCUGGGUUUCUUGGAAAGGUUGAAGUAG
Molecule: messenger RNA, 861 nt
Organism: Bipolaris maydis ATCC 48331
Lineage: Eukaryota; Fungi; Ascomycota; Dothideomycetes; Pleosporales; Pleosporaceae
Product: Alpha/Beta hydrolase protein
Biological process (GO): acylglycerol catabolic process
Cellular component (GO): mitochondrion
Molecular function (GO): monoacylglycerol lipase activity
Source: RefSeq, a predicted model, not a curated record